CUCACCCAUCAUUAGUUUAAGUGUGAGGCAGCGGCGUGCAUCGGCGCCGGAGGCGUGCGCUCACCCCGCCUCUCCGCUCGUCCCGCUCGCCGCGGCCGAUGACCGCACCACCCGAGACCGCGGCCACCCGAAAAAACGGCGGCGAUGAGGAGGCCCGGCCCUUGGCGCAGACCCGCGCCCCCGAGCGGCGGCAGCGUCGGAUCCGGCUGCCUCGCGGGGCCAGCCCUCCCGUCCGCGCCGCGCCGCGUCGCCGCCGGCAUGGAGGCCCCUGCUCGGGCAGCCUCCGCGGCGUCGUCGGCGUCGCUGCGGCGGCGGGGUCUUUGGGUACCGCGUGGCGGGGGACCGGCGCGGCUUCCGGUCGAGGGUUCUGGCGACGCCAAGCCGUAGAUCUGAGCCGCCGUCCGCACCUCGUUUCCUCCAUGUUUCGAUCUGGAUUAUAUAAACGAGGGAGAAAAGAGGCUCCAGAAGUUCUUAUAACCCAGCUCAAGUGGUUUCAAGCAUUGCUUGGUGCAUCUAUAUGUAAGAAUUCACGGAUCAUGGAGUAUCAGUUAGAGCUGGAUUUAAAUUCCUUCAUGAGCCCCAGCAUAAAGAGUGAUAAAAAGAUUCUAUAAACAAGAGAGAAGAGACUCUAGAAGUUCCUGUAACCAGCUCAAGUGGUUUCAAGCAUUGCUUGGUGCAUCUACAUGUAAGAAUUCAUGGAUCGUGGAGUAUCAAUUAGAGCUGAAUUUAAAUUCCUUCAUGAGCCCCCAGCAUAGAGUGAUAAAGAGUGAGUUCUGUUUCUUCUCUUUGAUCAAAUUCACCAUGCAGCCAAGUAUAUGGCUGAUGCAUAAUUUGUUGCUUCAGUGACCUGAAAAAUAUGAUUUGUAUGGAGUUGUACAACACUAAGGUGAAUCUUUAUUGGCUGGUCAACUACGUUUGCUAUAUCCAUUCGUUACAAACUGAUUGAUUUCUAAUAAAUAAUGAUGCGGUAAUUUAUCUACAUAUAGUCAUAUACUAAUAUUUCUUACAUCUUUCGCUUAGUUCCAAGAAUCUAAACUUUUAUGCUGCAGUUUGAGAAAAAUUGGCAAAUAUUAAGCCUUGGGUCACAAAGUAUAUAUUUUAUUCUAUGUCAAUCAAGGUUCAUCCCAUUGGUUCUCCGCCUUAAGAAAGGAAACAACGUUUCCAGUGGCAGUUAUAACUUGGACUGUUAUAAUUCUCCAGCUGAAUCGGUCCUCAGACCAGUAGUUUCCAACUCCGGCAACAUUACUAAGGGCAUGUGAUUAUUGAUGUGGCUAUUAAUCAAGAGAAACAAUGCCAGAGAGCUUUAGCAACGGAACCUGAUUAUCAUAUUUACAUGCUGUUGAAGCUCAUCUGGCAUUGCUUUCUCUGAACAGUAGUCUCGUUAUUAAUGCACAUGCGCUUAGCAAUGCUGUUGGAGUUGGAAGCACCGGGUCUGAGCACCGGUUCAACUGAAGAAUUAUUGAUGCCGAGCCAUGGAAACACUGUUUCCGUUUCCUUUCUUGAGUAAUGUGGAGGGGGAUAAACCUUGUUUUUGUUUGACAUGGGAUAAAAGAUAUGCUUCGUGGCACAAGGCUUGAUAUUCGCCAAUUAUCUAUUUCUGCAGGUUCACCCCUAGCCUACCCCAACUUGUUUGGGACUAAAAGGCUUUGUUGUUGUUGUUGUUGUUGCUGUAGAGUGCUUAGUGCAUAAUCAUUUAUGAGAAACCAAUUAAUUUGUGACGAGCGGAUAUAGCAAAUGUAGUGACCAACCAAUAAAGAUUAACCCUGGUUUGCGAAUGGUGCAUGGCUUUAUGAUUAAGCUCGAUUUGUGGUUGCUGAA
Messenger RNA from Aegilops tauschii subsp. strangulata, 1818 nucleotides. Lineage: Eukaryota; Viridiplantae; Streptophyta; Magnoliopsida; Poales; Poaceae. The record is from RefSeq and is a predicted model, not a curated record.